UUAUCAAUCAUCAAUAACUGAUUAAACUAUCAGACAGAAGAGGGGUGGGAUGAAAUGUGAACUAUGUUCGUUAAAAUUUGUUUAUUGAUUGCCUUCAUUUAAAUAAUGAAUUAGAUUAGAUUAAAAUUGUUCAGAAGCGGAAGUAAUUGUUCCAUUCUGCUGAGUAACGUUGUUAGAUUGCGGUGUAAAAUACAUAAUUCUAAUAUCAGUUGGUCCUCCAGUAUUAAAGUAAAAUGGCCAGUGCUGAAUAUAUAAAGGUUUUAACGCGGGCACGAAAUGCAUUUAAAGGUGGAGUUACUAAAAAUGUUGCUUUUCGUAUUCAACAGUUGAAAAACAUGUACAGAAUGUUAGAAGAAAAUGAAAAGCCGAUUGCAGCUGCUCUUGCACACGACUUGGGAAAGCCUCGUCAGGAAGCCAUUAUAUAUGAAGUUGAAUUUUUGUUAAAUGACAUUAGAUGCAUGCAACACAACAUAAAGAAAUGGGUGAAACCUUUACCCACAGAUAAAAAUCUUAUCACUCUUUUGGAUGAAACUUUUGUGCAACCUGAGCCAUUUGGUGUUGUGUUAGUUCUUGGUGCUUGGAACUACCCCAUUCAACUAUCAUUAAGUCCUAUGAUUGGUGCCAUCACUGCUGGAAAUUGUGUUAUCCUAAAACCAUCUGAAUUGGCACCCAAAACGGCUGAAAUUCUAGAAACUCUCAUACCAAAAUAUUUAGAUAAUGAAUGUUAUCAUGUAGUUAAUGGAGGACCUGAAGAAACAGCUGAAUUAAUGAAAAACGAAUUUGAUUAUGUAUUUUAUACUGGCUCAACACGUGUUGGCCAAAUUGUCAGAGAAGCAGCAAACAAGCAUCUCACUCCUUGCACAUUAGAACUUGGUGGUAAAAGCCCUGUCUAUUUUGACAGUACAGUAAACUUUGAUGUAGCAUGUAGGAGACUUUUGUGGGGUAAAUUUAUUAAUGCAGGUCAAACGUGUGUUGCCCCUGAUUUCGUGUUAUGUACAAAAGAUACUCUUGAGAAGCUAAUACCUGCCAUGAAAAAAGUCUUGAAAGAAUAUUUUGGUGAAAAUCCCAAAAAUUCUCCUGAUCUUGGACGAAUACUGAAUGAAAGACAUUUCAAUCGAUUAUUAGGUUUAAUGAAAGAUGCCAAUGUAGCAAUUGGAGGUGAUCAUGAUAUUUCAAUAAAGUAUAUUGCACCCACUGUGAUGUCAAAUGUUAAACUGACUGAUCCUGUAAUGCAAGAUGAG
Molecule: messenger RNA, 1241 nt
Organism: Parasteatoda tepidariorum (common house spider)
Lineage: Eukaryota; Metazoa; Arthropoda; Arachnida; Araneae; Theridiidae
Source: RefSeq, a predicted model, not a curated record